This is a messenger RNA of Aphanomyces astaci, 1297 nucleotides long. Its product is annotated as CAMK/CAMK1 protein kinase. The record is from RefSeq and is a predicted model, not a curated record. Bases 90 to 1133 code for a protein of 347 amino acids. Gene Ontology annotation, molecular function: ATP binding; protein kinase activity. Gene Ontology annotation, biological process: protein phosphorylation. Lineage: Eukaryota; Oomycota; Saprolegniomycetes; Saprolegniales; Verrucalvaceae. The transcript is spliced from 5 exons.
CAAGUGCUCGCCUGUGAUUGGUGGAUUAUAUUUCUAUUGUAUUUGCAUAUCAUGUUUUCGGCCACUGUUGGACUCGGAGAAGAAGCGUAAUGACCUCUCCCGCCUUCCACGCGCCUCCGCUGUCGGCGUUCUUCAAGAAGGAGGAAGAUCUGCUGGUCACGCAUGGCCUCGCCGACGUCCACACACCAGCAAUGUUCCACCACGCAUUUGACAUUGGCGACGUGAUCGGCCGCGGCAGUGUCUCGAUGGUGUAUGCGUGUCGCCACAAGUCGACCCUACGCGAAUACGCCGUGAAAGUGAUCAACAAGCAAUUGUGCAUUAAGAAAAAAAGCCUGCGCGACGAAAUCUCGGUGCUCAUGCGCGUCAAGCAUCCCAACAUCAUUAGUCUUGAAGCCGUGUUUGAGAGCGACCAAGAGCUCUACCUCGUCAUGGAGCGCGCGACGGGCGGCGAGUUGUUUGACCGCAUCGUCCAGGUCGGCGUGUACUCGGAGCGCCAAGCCGCCGAUAUCGUCGCGCACCUCCUUCUCGCGCUCGAGUACCUUCACGACCACAACAUCAUGCACCGGGACAUCAAACCCGAGAACCUCCUCUUGGGGACUACCGAUCGUCCCGACGAUAUCAAGAUCAGCGACUUUGGCAUUGCCAAGAUCCUAGAGGACAUGGAGGAUGACGACAGCAUGCAGGGCAUCCAAACGACGCGCCGCGCGUCCAGUGCCGCCUGCCGCGGCCGCGCCUACACGAGCUGCGGGACCGACUACUACGUGGCGCCGGAGGUGCUCAACGGCAACGGCUAUGACAACAAAGUGGACAUGUGGAGCCUGGGGGUCGUGAUUUACAUCAUGCUGUGCGGAUUUCCACCGUUCGCAGAGGACGAAGGCGGCAUGGAGUCUGUCUAUCGCAAGAUCACGUCGGGGGUGCUCGACUUCCCCGACCCGUACUGGAGCAACGUGUCUGAACUAGCCAAGUCAUUUUUGAGAAGUUUGCUGAAUGUCGACCCUGUCCAGCGCAUCAGCGCCGAAAAAGCAUUGGGCCAUCCUUGGAUCCGGGGCCGGACGGUGUCGACGAGCGAGGCGCCUCUGCGGUCGGCAAUACACGAAAUGCGGCGGUUCAACCAGAAGCGCCGGUUCAGUUGAUCAUGUGUGUGUGUCCGCUAUAUACUGUACAGUAACGUUGGUUCGUGCAUUGGAGGUGUAGUGUUGGUGUUGAGUGUUAACGUGACGUGGGAAGUCGUCGGAUAAGUGCUUGGAACUCGCAGCCGUCAUUAGCCAUGUAUGUUGUGGUGAGUUCAGUUGUUGUC